AUGGGUCAGAACCUGGCAAAUGCCCUAAAACCAUUUUCUGACAAAACAAACCACACUCAACCCCCAAAUGCUCAGGAUUUCAUAGGCAUCCCUCAUCUAGGUCUUUCUGGAUCCUCAACAAAGCAGUACUCUAAACUGUCUCCAUCAGAGGCUCCCCAUUCAGCAGGCUCACCCACAUCAGGAGUUUUGAGCUCCACGGCAGAACUGGCCCUUCUGUCCUUCCCUCCCCUAGUCUCUGGAGGUCUUUUUCAACUUCCAGGUAGAAUAUCCUCACGAUCCAUGUUGGAAAUGGCUUCAAAUUCUGCAUUCACUCAGCCAGUCCACACUGCGGGGCCUGAAAGAUUGCACAAUGGGGUGUCUUUGCAGACUUCUAAGAGCACAGCAGCAGUGAGCCAUGAGGCUCAUCCUUCACCUUUCCAGACUGCAGAAUCAGUGGUUGUAGCAAUGACAAGCAGAGAGCUAGGCCCUGCCACUCCUGCAAAUGAUUCUGCUAACCCACCACAUUUGUCAGCAGCUCCAGAGAGUUCCAGAGGGUCCGCCCUUUCACCAGAACACAAACCUUCUUCCUCUUUGGUGCGUCCUCCUCUCCCUUUCAUCCCACCGGCUCAAGGGCAAGCUGUCCUUUCUGGGGCACUUCCUGCAUCACCAUGGAAUGAAACAGGUGAUCUUCCCUUCCUCACUGCCCCCCAGCUCACAGAGGAUCAUACCUCUCCAUUCCCUGUGCCAGAAGUACCCACUCCUCAGGCAGCAGGUAAUAAUGGGGCUCCUCCUACUGCAGCCACAGAAUUCCUCCUCUCAAGCAAAUUUCCUAGCCUUCUUCCUACAACAUGGACAUUUCCUCAGCAAAAAGAGGACAGUGUGACAUCUGUUUUCAGGAAAAAUGAAAAGACAAAUGUGAUAGUUCCUUUCCAGGUCCUUCCAAGUAAAGAAGUUUCUAGUCUUCGCAUCAUACAUGGAUUCACCUUUGACCUCAGCACUGGUCGUAUUUCAUCUCCCGUCUUUACAACACCAAGCCCAAUCCUCCUUCCUUCAGGAUCUCCUCCACCUUCCAUGCCCACCAUACACACCACGCAGAGGGUGUCCCCAUCUCAUGGUUCUUCUAGCACUGGUCUGGAGACUGCCACAGCUGCUGGGGGUCAGUCUGAACUGCCAGCUUCAGCUUCCAAACAGGUGACACCAUUUUCAUCCUCCACCGAUGCCUAUGAUUUCUCAACAAUGGGAGACAUGAAAAAGCCAGCAACCACAGCUGUUUCCUGGGGUUCUUUUUCAGCAGACACUGGAUCCCUUUCCAUAAAAUCGACAAUAGCUGGCUUGCAGCAGCAUACAAAUUAUGAUUUAAGCGGUCACACAAUUAACUCUGCAAGUUGGGAAACUCAUUCAGCUGCAACUACUCUGCCCAGUGGUUUAAUUUCAACUGCCAAUGCAAUAAAAUCUCAAUAUUUCAAAGAGACUGCUGGGCAGUCAGUGACUACAGGAGGCUCUAACAUUCAGGAUCUAGUCCUCGAUCCAAGCACCAGCCAGCCUGUACGACAGUUAGAUGUGACCCCAGUUGGAAGCCACACAGACCUCUGGCCCACAGGCCAUAACAGCCAUUCCAGAGACUAUCAAACAGUGAAGAUUGAAUAUUACCCAUCCACAAGUCAGCAUUCUGUGUCACAUUCCCGUCUCCAGCUGCCUGCCCAGCCAGCCCAGGCAGCUCAUUCUCUUUGGCUGGCCUGGCCAAGUCUGACUUCCACAGCUAGCAUGCAGGAGAUGCUUUCAGAUGGAACAGAUACAAGUUCUGAAAUUUCCAGUAACAUCUAUCCAUUGCCUGGGACAAAUGCUUCUCUACCAUUCCAGCAUGUCCUGAGAUACCACUCAGCUGCUGAAUCACCUUCUAUAUCAACCAAUGCCUUUCCCAGGACCCCCUCCAAAGUGCUACCAACUUCUCAGCACCCCAAGAAAUGGACAGUGGACUCUUCUUCAGUGUCAUCCAAGGUAGAACCUACGGCAGCGGUGGCAGCCACCAUGUUGUUUCUGAGGAGAGCAAGUCCUGCGGCGCUGACGGCGGCCCUGGUAGCUAAGGGCACUGGCAGCAACAGUUUGACCACUGCUGUAGCUAAAAAUGUCACCAAGACAGCAUCUGGCCUAAAGGCAACAGCAGGGGGAGUCCAUACAGCCUUCUCAUUCACACCAACCUACAUGUUUGCCAGGACAGCACACACCAUGAGCACACAUACAGCCAUGCAAGGGAACACAGGCACUGCCUCUGGCCUGUUGUCCACAACACACCUCCCCAGGAAACCAGAAGCCAUGCACACAGGCAUCCCAAACCCCACUAAGCCAGAGGCACCCAAAGUGUCCACCCCUCGCCCACUAACAAUCACAGCAACGUUGACAUCCAUUUCAGCAUCAGUGAAGGCCACCCGGCUGCCACCUUUGCAGGCAGAAAACACAGAUGCUGCUUUUCUUGCUGCGUCAACUGCAAUGGUCACAACUGGAAAAAUGGCAUCCAACCUGGAGUGUCAGAUGUCUCAUAAGCUCCUGGUGAAGACAGUUCUCUUUCUAACGCAGAGAAGAGUGCAUAGCAGCGAAGCCUUGAAGUUCAAUGUGGCCAAAGGCCUCACCCAGGCUUUGCGGAAGGCUUUCCACCAGAACGAUAUCUCAGCUCACGUGGACAUUCUGGAACAUUCUCAUAACGUCACAGUUGGUUAUUAUGCUACUAAAGGGAGAUUGGUAUACUUGCCUGCUGUCGUGAUGGAAGUGCUGGGUGUCUAUGGAAUCAGCAACGUCACUGCCGAUCUCAAGCAACACACCCCAAACUUACAGUCUGUGGCUGUCCUUGCCUCCCCCUGGAAGCCCCAGCCUGCAGGCUACUUCCAGCUGAAAACAGUACUGCAGUUUGUGAGCCAAUCAGACAACAUACAGUCCUGCAAAUUUGCCCAGACAAUGGAGCAGAGGCUACAGAAGGCCUUCCAGGAUGCUGAGAGGAAGGUCCUCAGUACCAGAAGCAAUCUGACUGUCCAG
Castor canadensis (American beaver) is the source of this 3006-nucleotide messenger RNA. The record is from RefSeq and is a predicted model, not a curated record. NCBI's taxonomy places the organism in Eukaryota, Metazoa, Chordata, Mammalia, Rodentia, Castoridae.